Betta splendens (Siamese fighting fish) is the source of this 2578-nucleotide messenger RNA. It is a transcript of the gene c2h7orf57, whose product is annotated as chromosome 2 C7orf57 homolog. The record is from RefSeq and is a predicted model, not a curated record. The transcript is spliced from 8 exons. The coding region runs from base 181 to 840 and encodes 219 amino acids. Lineage: Eukaryota; Metazoa; Chordata; Actinopteri; Anabantiformes; Osphronemidae.
AACGUCAUCUGAGACGUCUUCCUCAAUAUACGAUCUUUGACAUACAACCGGAAGCGUGCUGCAGGUGCCGCAGGAAGUGAGUUUGUGGUCCAACGCUGAAGCUAACGGCGUUUAAUUACAUCAACCACCCAGUAAUUCCAACAAGAGUUUAAUAUCAGACUGUAUUGUGCCAACAGCAAAAUGAGUACCGCUGUGCCCAACCAUCGAAGGACCAAGCCUGGAGGCAUAAAACCUGGGGCUGUGAACAGUGGCGUGACAGGACCCACUUCCCAGAUCCCUGGUCUGUCCCAGAGCGCUGAUGAAAGUGCCCCAGUGGAAAGGAUCAGUGGACGGCGAGUUGGGAUAUUUGAGAGCGACUCUGAUUAUGUCAAGCUGGCCAAGCAGGGAGGACACAAAGGGCUGUUGAGCCAUGACGUUGAUGAUGACGACCAACCAAAGAAAGCCUACACUCCAGCCAACUGGUUUGCAGGUGACGACUCAAAGGGUGGAAGCAAAGCAACGUCUCCCGAAAGCCAGAUGAAGGGGGGCAGGCAGCCUCUGGCUGCACCGUUUGGAACUGAUAAUAGUUCGUCCUGGGAAAAAGAAACUGAUAGGUUUUCCCAUGGUAAAGAGAAGAUGUCUCCUGACUCAGCUGUCGAUCCAAUGGAGGGCCUGUCCUUAACCAACAAAUACAAAAGAACGUCCUACGAGAAGAAGGCUCCUCCUGUCAGUAUGUCGAAGCUACUGAGUCAUGGAUAUGUGGAGGACAAAAAGAAGUCUCCUAAUGAUGACGAUACCUCAAGUGUGACCUCAGAACAGACCAGCACCAUCGCCACGGAGGACGUGGACGACCUGGAGUAGUCCAGCAGGUUCUCGUCUCAGGGGGAAGCGGGGGUCGUCCCAACACUGGUUCAUGGCGUCACAGAUCCACGGACACGCCACGCCACCCCUCUCAGAUUCACUCACAUUAAUUGUACAUCCACUGACUGUUAGGGUUUGUACUCAUGUUUAUGCAAAAGGUACUGUCGCUAUUUAUUUGUUUUAUUUUGAAAGAGUGUCACAUUGAUUUUGAUGUGUCGCUCUAUCAGUGCUUGCAGUAUAUCUUCGGUUUCUGUAUUGUCGUUCUCGAUUUGAAACACACAUUGUGUGCAGGGCAGGAAACUAACAUUUGGGUUCUGUCACUUCUCAGCUCUUUGACUCCUAGAACUCAAAAUAAGACACGGCCUCACCUGCACAGUGUAGGAUUCAUCUGCGUUUGGCUGGUGGCUGCUGUUAGUUUCCCUCCCUGGUUGUAUGAAGAUCGAGCUAGUGAAUUCUAAAAGUGUUUGUGCUAAUGAAUUGUGGUUCCAUUGAUGUGAGAUGUGUGUUUUGCUCUGUGAAGGGACGUUAGAGGUCUGUGCGUUUUGGGCUGUGGGGGUGGAUAUGAUGUUUGGAAAGACAGCUGUGUCCACCUGCUGAUGGCCACAGCUGCAGUGGGACACAGCGGUCUGCUGUCUGUGAAAGCCUUACAAUUCACUGGUUAGUCAAGUGACAUUUGCUACUUUUCAAAACGAUUUUUAAAUCGACAAGGUGCUGUAAAGUAAAUCCCAUCAUCACCGUAGGAACCCCUCAGUAAGUCAGUGAGUGCCAGGUGUUUGAUAUCAGUCCAGACACGUCACACUCGCUAAUAAUAGACCUAAGUUUGGUUUAUUCUGCAUUCCCCUUAAGCCUAAUAACCUGAACCUCAUGCAACAGCAGAUAAAACAUUGGGAAGCAUCUGCAGUCUGACGCUGAAAGUCCAUUCAUUCCUUGUGAAGAUUAAGGUGGACGAGUUUGUGAAGAGUGAGUUCUGAACUUGCCAACCAAGCGUUUUUUUGACUUAGUAGACCUCAGUAGGAGAAAUUAGUGUUAGUGCGCAGCCUGGUCUCACCGAGAGUUCAUCCUGUUCACACGAGAGAAGUGCUCACUGCUGCACUUGGUUCAUCAAAGCGAGGCCAAGCAUGGAAACCUCCCUAAAGUUUGAUGGACAUUUAGGCUUUGAGUCAUGUAACAGUUAUCGUUUUUAGUUGUGACCGUGAACCUGAAUGUGACAGUAAGAUGCUAAUCCUGAGAUUUACUGUAAUCUCAAAAGGCUGCAGCAGACUCUCAACAGAAUCUACUUAAUAACAAAAAAACGUAAUCUGUCAUGUACAAUGUUACUUUUCGCAACAUAAUAUUACAAAUCAUUUAUGUGGAUGUGCUUUGUAAAACUGUCACGUGUUGUUCUAAAUCUGGACACUUCCGUGUGUUUAGUUACAGCCGAUGCGUCAUCUUCUCAUUGUUUGCAUAUUUUUAUGACCUGUUUACUCUUCAGGUGCAGUAUUUACAGCUAAACAUGGUGUUUGAGUGAGUUGGUGGUACAUCCGUUUACAAAGCAGUGAUGGACCUUUGGUGGCACCUGUAUGUUCCAUCGCUGCUCAUUUUGAAUGCAAACGCACCAGAGGAGACUAAGGGAGGCAGCUUGUAAAAUGAAGACGCCUCGAGCGCCUUAGCGACGCAGCUCCAGCGGUGUAAGACCCUGCUCAUGUGGACGACACACAGACUCACAACUGUCAUUUAAAUAAAUGGGCAUGUGCAUGUA